UAUCUACUUUGAAUAAAACAAUGGAUACUAAAUAUCAAGCAAUUAUAACAAAAAAAAGUGUGAAGAAAAUUUCAUCGUGUUCAUCUUUGCAAAGUACUCAGGCUGUCUGUGGGAUACAAAAUAUUCCUUGUUCAUCUAAAUCUGCUCAGAUGGAUCAGAUGAACAAAUGGUUUCAAAAUUUAAGGAUACAAGAACAUAGAGAUUAUAAUGGAGAACAGGAUGAAUACCUUGCUGGAUAUAUUAACAGUGUUAUUGAAACAAUUAAUACAGUACUUGUAAAACCAUUUUCCUCAGAUGUUCUUUUAUACUUUGGUACUCCAUUGUUUUUAAAUUGUAUGAAUUUUAAAAAUUCUAAAACAAGAUGUGUAUUUCUGGGCUAUAUAGAUGAUAUAUUCGGAUCUGUUGGGGAACCUAUGUAUUCCAUAACUGUGAAAUGUGAUCCAAGAAACGUGUUGAAUAUUAAUGCUAAAGUAUAUUAUCUUCCAAACAAUCCAAGGACCUUACAUAUGUAUGUUGAACAUACAGUGGAUGAAGUAUCUAAUAAAGAAAAAUACAGCAUUAGAACAAGAAAUUUCUAA
Molecule: messenger RNA, 578 nt
Organism: Dufourea novaeangliae
Lineage: Eukaryota; Metazoa; Arthropoda; Insecta; Hymenoptera; Halictidae
Exons: 2
Coding region: 21-578 (185 amino acids)
Biological process (GO): ribosome biogenesis; pseudouridine synthesis
Source: RefSeq, a predicted model, not a curated record